AUGGCCAUCAAAAUGUUAACGACAGAGAGGCUGGAUGAUGUGGAAUAUGGCAUCUACAGCCACAGGCUAGGUGACAUGUGGUUAGUUGGUGGAGCUUCAAACACUGGUGGGGCAGUCCUUCGACAGUUUUUCACAGAUGAGCAGAUGCGCAAAUUGACACCCUUGCUAAAGCCAUCAGAACCAACUGGCCUGGACUACUAUCCACUGCCAAUCCAAGGAGAAAGAUUCCCAACGAAUGACCCGAAAUUGCAACCACACAUGGAUCCACGGCCAGACAAUGAUGCAGUGUUUUUCCAAGGACUCCUGGAGGGUAUUGCACGCAUUGAAGCAAAGGGCUAUGCUCUGCUUGGCUCUAUGGGGUCUUGCCCUGUGAACCGUGUGGUAACUGCUGGUGGGGGGGCUGCAAACGAGAAAUGGAAUCAAAUUCGGCAAGCUGCCCUUGGGGUUCCUGUGGAGCGGGCAAUGCAAGAUGAUGCUUCAUAUGGUGCAGCACUUCUGGCCAGGCAAAGCAGACAGUCCUAUGAGAGACUCCACUCAGACCAGAGAUGA
Messenger RNA from Ostreobium quekettii, 549 nucleotides. The record is from the annotation of a GenBank genome assembly. NCBI's taxonomy places the organism in Eukaryota, Viridiplantae, Chlorophyta, Ulvophyceae, Bryopsidales, Ostreobiaceae.